Heterobasidion irregulare TC 32-1 is the source of this 801-nucleotide messenger RNA. RefSeq lists its product as uncharacterized. The record is from RefSeq and is a predicted model, not a curated record. The transcript has 5 exons. Gene Ontology annotation, biological process: protein phosphorylation. Gene Ontology annotation, molecular function: ATP binding; protein kinase activity. The coding region runs from base 1 to 801 and encodes 266 amino acids. NCBI's taxonomy places the organism in Eukaryota, Fungi, Basidiomycota, Agaricomycetes, Russulales, Bondarzewiaceae.
AUGAUCGCCGUCAAGCAAGUCGAGAUUCCGCGGACGGCGAGCGACAAGAGCGAUUCGCGGCAGGUGACCGUCGUGGAGGCGCUCAAGCUCGAGAGCGAGACGUUGAAGGACCUCGACCACCCGAACAUCGUGCAAUACCUCGGCUUCGAGGAGACGCCGACGUUCUUGAGCAUCUUUUUGGAGUAUGUUCCUGGUGGGUCGGUCGGGAGCUGCUUGCGCAAGUACGGGAGGUUCGACGAGGACGUCACCAAGUCGUUUUCGGCACAGAUUCUCAGUGGACUGGAGUACCUCCAUUCCAAGAACAUCCUCCACCGAGAUCUGAAGGCGGACAACAUUCUCGUCGAGCAAACCGGCGUGUGCAAGAUCUCCGAUUUUGGUAUCUCGAAGCGGACGGACGACGUGAACGAGCAGGCGGUGCUCACCGCGAUGCAAGGCACGGUCUUUUGGAUGGCGCCCGAGGUCGUCAAUAUCGGCAAGCGGGGAUACAACGCGAAAGUCGAUAUCUGGAGCGUGGGGUGCGUGGUGCUCGAAAUGUGGGCGGGUGAGAGGCCAUGGCGGAAGGAGGAGGCCAUGGCCGUGAUUGUCAAGUUGUAUCAUCAAAAACAAGCGCCUCCGAUCCCGUCUGGUAUCACGCUCUCUGCGUUGGCGGACGACUUUAGGCGGAGGUGUUUCGCGGUUAAUCCUGACGAGCGUCCGUCCGCUGCCGAGCUGCGCAAGCAUCCUUACCUAGUCGUCCCGCCAGAAUGGACUUUCAAGGGUUUCAGCUUCAAAGACACUUUGAAAGAGGACGCUUCGUACUGA